This is a messenger RNA of Triticum aestivum (bread wheat), 1052 nucleotides long. RefSeq lists its product as uncharacterized. The coding region runs from base 248 to 601 and encodes 117 amino acids. The record is from RefSeq and is a predicted model, not a curated record. The transcript is spliced from 3 exons. NCBI's taxonomy places the organism in Eukaryota, Viridiplantae, Streptophyta, Magnoliopsida, Poales, Poaceae.
UUCUGACAGCGACUUGAUCGGACCGAUCGGCACGCGUGGCACACCUUCUUUCCACACCUCCCGGCUGAAGCUGCUGUAGAAUCCUCAAACCAAUCAACCACCAUCCAUCACCGGAGAGCAGAGCAAGGAAAUCUGUGGACGUUCUGCCCGUCCACCAAAUCCCUUCAGCGCGCCGCCUCCCUCGCCCGCGAGGACUCUGCGGAUCUCUCAGCGGCAGCAGCAAGCAGAGCGGAGAGAGCAAUCCGCCAUGGCCAUGGUCGCCUCCACCUCCAUCGCUUACCACAAGCCGCGUUUGUCGGUGGUGUGCAGGAAGAAGGACCGGGACAGGGAGCUGGAGCGGGAGAAGGAGCACAAGUACCCCUUCAAGGUCGUCGAGAUCACGCCGCCGCCGCGAUGCCUCGGCGUCCGCUGCUUCCCCACGAACAUCCACUGCGGAGAGAGCGUGACGAUCGAAGGGCAGGCGUACACCGUGUCGGCGGUGACGCACCGGUACCAGCUGCGCAAGGGGCGGUACGAGCCGAGCGAGAAGCGCCUCGACGUCCUCUCCACCGGCAGAUACAUCCUCAACCUCUACCUCGACAACCUCCUCGACAAGUCCUAGACUCUCUAUGCUCUACUCUAUACUACUAGUACAAAUUUAUUUAUUCUACUACUCCAGCUAAUUUAUUUAUGCCUCUACUGUACGCUACUUCUGUGAAGGCCGCGCACGCAUGCACGCAUUUGGUCCUAUACUCUUUGUGCCCAAUGAUCACAUUAUGGGCAAUAUGAGGGGCAAGGAGAAAGGCCGUGUAUGAGGAUAUUUUUUAAAGUCCUUUGUCAACACAUAUCUUUAUCAAGUCAUAUUUGAAUGAUCUUGAAGUGAAGUCAAGGGCAACGAAGGUGCAAGCCAGAAUGGGAUUCUCAAGGAACCAGACCUCUGUCUGGGAUUCAAUGUACUCGGUGAUCUUAUCGUAGAAAUUGUGAGUACAAAGAUACUCAGCAAAACUUACAUCAGAAUUAACUACAUAUGUAUCAGUAUAAACAAUGGAGUGAUGAAGUUUAACUGCAGCAAA